GGAGAACUUUGCCUCGCAGGUGUCUCGGGCCCGGGGGCGCGUUUUUGAGGGCUCCAUUGGGAGUUUAUUUCCCAAAUCAACAAAAUGGGACCCUCGUUCCCCUUCUCCCCAGGUGGGAAGAAGUCAGACCGAAGUGAAACUCUGUGAGUCAGCGCACCGCACCGGGCCGGGGCGCGGCUGCCAGGGAGGCGCCGCCCCUGAGCUGUGGACCGGAGUCCCGGGGCCGCCCGCCCCGGGGGCGCGGUCGGGGCGGAGUCGCCGCCCGGCAGCCCCGAGCGUUUCUCAGGCCCGGCCUGGACUGCGCGGUCUUGGACCAUGGCUGGUCUCACGGCAGAUCCGGAGGCCAAGCUGCUGUCUUUCCAGCGGUUCCGAGCCUUGAGCAACCCGUGCCUCGCCUACGGCUACGGCUCGCGCAGCCUGAGCAAGCUGCGGGAGAGCGAGUUCGGUCGGCUGGCAGGAACUGUUUACCUCGAUCAUGCAGGAGCCACCUUGUUCCCCCAGAGCCAGCUCACAAGCUUCACUAAGGAUCUCAUGGAAAAUGUUUAUGGGAACCCUCACAGCCAGAACACCACCAGCAAGCUGACCUAUGACACCGUGGAGCAGGUGCGCUACAGGAUCCUAGCCCAUUUCCAUACAACUCUGGAUGACUACAGUGUGAUCUUCACUUCUGGGAGCACGGCUGCCCUCAAGCUGGUAGCAGAGACCUUUCCGUGGGUUUCUUGCCAGGGGAGCAGCGGGAGUCAGUUCUGCUACCUCACGGACAACCACACCUCUGUGGUGGGCAUGAGGAAGGUGCUUGCAGCCAGGAGCAUCCCAUCUACUCCAGUCAGGCCAGAGGACCUGCGCGUGGUGGAGCAAAGAGACGAAAUGGGUGGUCACUCCAGCUGUGAGCUUUCACAUCUCUUCUGUUACCCAGCUCAGAGCAACUUUUCAGGAACCAAAUACCCACUGUCCUGGAUAGAGGACAUCAAGUCUGGGCGGAUGAGUCCUGUGAACUUGCCUGGGAAGUGGUUUGUGCUGUUGGAUGCAGCCUCCUAUGUGAGCACCUCGCCUUUGGACCUGUCCACUCACCAGGCCGACUUUGUCCCUAUCUCCUUCUAUAAGAUCUUUGGGUUCCCUACCGGCCUGGGUGCUCUGCUGGUCAAUAACCGUGUGGCUCCUCUGCUGAAGAAAGGCUACUUCGGAGGAGGGACUGCAGCUGCCUACCUUGCAGGAACAGACUUCUAUGUGCCAAGGUCAUCAGUGGCUGAAAGGUUUGAAGAUGGAACCAUCUCUUUCCUUGAUGUGGUAGCAUUAAAACAUGGAUUUGAUGUCCUAGAGCACCUCACAGGUGGUAUGGAGAAUAUAAAGCAGCACACCUUCACGCUGGCCCAGUACACCUAUGCCAUGCUGUCCUCCAUCCGCUACCGUAACGGAGCCCCUGUGGUUCGAAUCUACAGCGACUCUGAGUUCAGCAGCCCUGACGUUCAGGGUCCCAUCAUUAACUUUAAUGUACUGGAUGACAAGGGAUGCAUCAUUGGCUAUUCCCAGGUAGACAAAAUGGCCAGCCUCUACAACAUCCACCUGCGAACUGGCUGCUUCUGCAACACGGGGGCCUGCCAGCGGCACCUGGGCUUAAGUGACAACCUGAUCAAGGAACAUUUUGAGGCUGGGCAUGUAUGUGGUGACCACAUUGACCUCAUUGAUGGACAGCCUACGGGUUCUGUGAGGAUUUCCUUUGGAUACAUGUCCACCAUUGAGGAUGCCGAGGCCUUUCUCAAGUUCAUCAUAGCCAUCUCCCUUCACUCUUCAGGUGGCCAGCCUGUGUCCAAGGCUACAACUGGGGAGCCUGGAGCUAAAGCCACAGAGCACAAGGCCCAGAAUGAGCCCACCAUCACCAACAGUCACUGUCACUCACCUGAGGAAGAUGGCCACACAGAUGCCAGGAUUUGGAACAACUCACACCCUUUGCACCCAACUCUGAGGGAGGCCUCCAGUGCCAGGCAGGCCCCUGUGCAGGAGCCUGCAGGUGCCCUGAAUAGGGAUCCUGAGCUACCUGUUGUCACCAAAAUCUGCCUUUACCCCAUCAAAUCCUGUGCUGCAUGUGAGGUGACCAACUGGCCUAUAGGAAAGCAAGGGCUGCUUUACGAUCGGAGCUGGAUGAUUGUGAACCACAAUGGUGUUUGCAUGAAUCAGAAGCAGGAGCCACGGCUCUGUCUGAUCCAGCCUUUCAUUGACCUGCAGGAAGGGAGCAUGGUCAUCAAAGCUGAAGGGAUGGAGCCUAUAGAAGUGCCUCUUGAGGAAGACAGUGGAUGGGCUCAGAUUUACCAAAGCAAAGUGUGUGCAGACAGGGUAAAUACUUACGACUGUGGAGAAGAAAUUUCAAAAUGGUUGUCAAAGUUUUUUGGCCGUCCAUGUCAUUUAAUCAGACAGAGUUCAAACUUCCAACGAAAUGCCAAGAAGAAACAUGGGAAAGAUCAGUUGUCCAGCACCACUGCCUCCCUUUCUCUGGUGAAUGAGGCCCAGUAUCUGCUGAUAAACACAUCAAGUAUUAUGGAACUUCAGAAGCAAUUAAAUACCAGUGAUGAGAAUGGAAAAAAAGAAGAAUUCCCCAUGAAAGAUCUCAUCUCACGUUUCCGGGCCAAUAUUAUCCUGAAUGGAACAAGGGCAUUUGAAGAAGAGGGAUGGGAAGAAGUUUCAAUUGGCUCUUUGCGUUUCCAGGUGGUGGGGCCUUGUCACAGAUGCCAGAUGAUUUGCAUUGACCAAAAAACUGGGCAACGAAGCCAAGAUGUUUUCCAAAAACUUUCAGAGAGCCGUGAGAGAAAGGCAAACUUCGGUGUGUACCUGAUGCAUAAGUCUUUCGAGUCCUCAGCUCCAUGUUUCCUGUCUGUGGGAUCUCAGGUGCUCCCUGUGGCAAAGGAGGUCGUGGAAUGCCAGGAUUAACCUACUUCCCAGAGACACCAGGGUUUUACCUCCUAAAGUCUUUGCUAUGUGCAUUAAAGUUUCUCUUUCACAGCCAUUGCUACUAUUACUUGGAGCUUGAUUCAGUAGAUCGUGGACAGUUCUUUUCCUCUGGAGGGAGCUCAUGCUGCACCCAAGUCCUCGACUUUUCACUCUGCACAUGUACCAGCCAUGCUUAAAAAAAAAAAGUGCUCCUGAGGCCUCUGAACCAAAGGCUGUGCUCAUACCUCAUGGGGCUGCCAUUUGAAUUUGAAGAAUGAUCUGUUAUAGUCAGGUGACAUGUUUAGGAGGGCUCAUGGGGACUAGUAAACGACUCUAGGUCCUUCAGUUGUCAUUUUCUUAGACUCUUUAUGAUCUCAUGCAAUCCUUUCUCUUGAAAGUGGAAGGAGGAGGUGGGGGGUGUGCUCAGAGGCUCAGAGGGAGACUUCAAGACCACAUUCCUCAGGGGGAGUUUCAACCAAGGUAUUUAUAUUUUGAAUAGAAGCACAAGGUAAUAAUCAUCUUUUUGCUUUCUCACUUUGGCUACCAACCUUGUUGCCUUCUGAGUUGACACAUGAUAAAGUUAAAAUCAGCAUUAGCAAAUGCAAGCAGUGUUUUCACAGAGCUUAUGGGAUAGUAUCGGUCCCUCUACACAAAAACAUCCAAAUCCUAGUCCAGAGAUAAGUGUGCAGGUUCAAGGGUCCCAUCUGAACCAUGGCUGACUAGUGCUUCUGUAGCCUGAUGAUGAAUAUGUCCAGGGAGUAUCAGACAGCUUACUCUGAAAGGCUGUCACACUGAGUCCUCAAAAGUUCUCUCUAUGACUCCAAUGCGGUCAUGUGGAACAAUGUAGAGAACGCAUGUCACUUCUGCAAUCGCUCUGCCAGUGUCCUUCUGAAGCUUGUUCAUAUGUGGAUAGAGUGUGUGAACCCUGGCAUCUUCAGUACCAUCUGCCCUGACUAUUCAUUUGUCCAAUUUCUUUUCCAAGAUCUACCUCCCCACUGACCACAGGCACUUCCUAAGCCAGUGCCACCAUCACUGGGCUGUUUAAUUUUUCAGUGUGCCUCUCAGGCUUCCUUGUCCUAUUUAUUCAGAGGCCAAGGAUUCAGGCAACUUGUGCUCUCCCAUCUGUGAGAGGUUGUGCUGCUUCCCGUAGUACAUAGGAUGGGAAUAACAAGGCUUGCUCUCUCUCCAGAGUUGUUGAGAUGGACUCUUGUCAUUGUGCCAUCUUCUGGCAUGCAGGAUGAGUGGUAAGAAGUACACUUCUGGUUCUGUGCUUCCUGAGGUCAAUAAAGAAGAGGUAAAUGAAGAUAUCUAUAGGUUUUAUGACUUUGAUGUGUUGAUUGAAAACUCAGUCUCUAGCUGGGUGCUGGUAGCACAUACCUGUAACCCUAGCUACUCAGAAGACUGUGAUUUAGAUGACUGUGGCUUGAAACCAGCCUGGUCAGAAAGUCCAAGAAAUACCAGAUCUAAAAUAACAAGCAAAUUGGAACUGGCAGAACGCAGCCUCUUCCAGGCCCUGACAUACUGCAUCAUGCACUGGAGCCACUCUUCUCAGCGCCUGGUGGGAUGUGACACGAACUCUGCUUGCUGGCUUUACCCAGGCUCAGGCCUGUGUCCUAGAAGGAAGCUUCCUAGAGGACCCCCUGCAGCACCUUUCACGACCUUAUGUUGACAGAUGCAGCCCAUGAGAAGCAAUGGAAGCCGAGUCAGAAGCCACAUCGACCAACAUUUCAUCAUCUGUGUCAACGUUUUUGUCAGGUACAAAAGACACGGACAUUUUAUUCAGCUCUGCAUGCAUGUUUUGUGUGUUUUGCAAUUGACACUUCUUUGAAUGAUUUUAAACAUUUAGAUGUAAACUCUCUCUUUUACAGUACAACGACUUAAUCAGCUACUAAAAUUAUUAGUUUAGCAUUGAUUUAUCUCCAGGAGACCUGAAGCGCCAUGAGGUCAGGACUUCCUCCCAUUUGAUUCAAUAGUAUAUCUUUAGUGUUGUCAAAUAAUAAGUGCUCAGUAAUUUUUAUUUUUGAUUGCCGGUAUUUAUUUGAUGCCAGUAUUAAUUGUAAAAUUAAUUCAUCAAUUGAUUUAGCUCAUUAAUUACAUGUAGGUAGUUUACUAAUUUAAAUUAGACUGCUAUAUUUGAAAUCUGUAAUGUCCCUUAAAGGCCAUCUAUUAAAGGCUUCUUGGUGGUGACUAAGAGUUAGGGUCUCAUGGGAGGUUGUAGGGUGGGGGGUCAGGGUGCAUUUGAAAUGGAUUGUGGGAUCCCAGUCCUCUCAUUUUGCUCCUCAGCCAUGAGGUGAGCAGCUUUACUGUGCUAUGAACUUCCUCUGUGAUGUUCUACAGGCCCAAAGUAACAGGGUAAACUCGUGGUGGAUGGAAACCUCCAAAAACUGUGAGCCUUUUCUCUUUAUAAGUUAAUUGCUUCAAGUAUGUUAUCACAACAGAGGAUGGACUCACAGAUCCAGAGGGGAAGUUUCUGAAAGAGUUGAUGCUGGACAGAGGAGGGUCAAGAGGACAUUAUUGCAGAGGAAGCAAGUACAAAGAGGUGAUAUAAAGUCUUGGGGGUGAGAAGUAAG
Messenger RNA from Perognathus longimembris pacificus (Pacific pocket mouse), 5492 nucleotides. RefSeq names its product molybdenum cofactor sulfurase (gene Mocos). Bases 316 to 2922 code for a protein of 868 amino acids. Lineage: Eukaryota; Metazoa; Chordata; Mammalia; Rodentia; Heteromyidae. The record is from RefSeq and is a predicted model, not a curated record. Gene Ontology annotation, biological process: Mo-molybdopterin cofactor biosynthetic process. Gene Ontology annotation, molecular function: molybdenum ion binding; pyridoxal phosphate binding; molybdenum cofactor sulfurtransferase activity. The transcript has 16 exons.